AUGCCAACAUCCGUUGAAGAGCCACUUCCAAUCUCUAAGAAGGAACAGGAGCCCUUAGACAUCCAGAAAGUCUUCCACUAUACCGACCUCGACAUCUGCAAGCCCACGCGCGUCGAGGACACCUAUGACUACCAAUGGGGCUUCGGUAAUCGCUUCCAGAGUGAAAUCAUCCCAGGCACACUGCUCGUCGCGCAGAAUCACCCCCAGGUCCCGCGUUUCAACUUGUACACCCGAGGGCCCCACAUCUUCCGCCUUCGCCGCAAGCAGAGUCGCCAAUGCGAGCACUUAGAUGACGGCGUGCUCGAGUCUAGGGCGCAUCUGGAAAGCUGCUUCCUGGCCAUCAAUCCAAAGGUCAAGAUGAUUCCGGCACAGGUCGAGUGGGCGCCUUUUGACCUUCCCCGGGAAGGCGAGGAGACUGAUUUUGUGGACGGUCUGCACUCUCUGGGUGGACCCGGGGAUGCCAACAUGCGGGAUGGGCUUGCGUUGCAUGUGUUUACGAUCAACGCCCGGAUGACGCGGAGGGCGUUUUUGAACGGGGAUGGAGAGUUCUUGAUCGUCGCGCUGCUGGGAAACCUGGACAUCCAGACCGAGAUGGGCAAACUCUACCUCCAGCCUGGCGAGAUCUGCGUGGUCCCUCGCGGCAUCAAAUUCUGCCUGAACCCUGCGGAUGGCACCAGAGAUGCCCGAGGCUACGUUCUGGAAGUCUGA
Cladophialophora bantiana CBS 173.52 is the source of this 708-nucleotide messenger RNA. Its product is annotated as homogentisate 1,2-dioxygenase. Gene Ontology annotation, molecular function: homogentisate 1,2-dioxygenase activity. Lineage: Eukaryota; Fungi; Ascomycota; Eurotiomycetes; Chaetothyriales; Herpotrichiellaceae. Gene Ontology annotation, cellular component: cytoplasm. The transcript is spliced from 2 exons. The record is from RefSeq and is a predicted model, not a curated record. The coding region runs from base 1 to 708 and encodes 235 amino acids. Gene Ontology annotation, biological process: L-phenylalanine catabolic process.